GAAAUAAAAAGCAAAGAGAAAAAGAGAGGGUUUAAAACUUGUUUUCGCUCUUCUCCAGAGAAACAUUCCGUUUCGGCAUUUUGAUUUUUGAAUUUCUUUUUUCGCUCUCUCUGCUCGAUUAGAUCUGUUCCUGUGAUUGUUUGUGUUUAUCGUUGCUCACGCCGUCGAUUUUCCGGGAGGAGGAGUUCUCGUUGCCGUUCGAAAAUGCCGGCGACUGAUGCUGAGUUCGAUCUCAAAGCUUUAUCUCAGUCUGCGACGGGGGAUUACACAUUCGCAAAUGUGGACAACUUGGAGCAUUGUACCAAGUACUUGAACCAGACGAUGGUUACAUUUGGAUUUCCCGCCUCGCUCGAUCUCUUUUCCAAUGAUCCGGUUUCCAUCUCAAGGACCUGCAACUGUAUGUACUCGUUGCUGCAGCAGAGACAGCGUGACUUAGAGUUUAGAGAAUCUGCUAAUGAGCAGAGGCAGAGACAACAAUCGGAUAUAGCUAGACUUGAAGCUAAAGUUGAGAGGCUUGAUGCGCAACUCCAACACAAGGACAGGGAAAUUGCAACAAUUACUAGAACGGAAGCCAAAAACACAGCAGCUUUAAAGUCCCAGAUUGAAAAGCUACAGCAGGAGAGGGAUGAAUUUCAAAGGAUGGUGAUCGGUAACCAGCAAGUCAAAGCUCAACAGAUACAUGAAAUGAAGAAAAAGGAAAAGGAUUACAUUAAGUUGCAGGAACGGUUGAAUCAAGUUUUGAUGGAAAAAAAGAAAGAAUCAAGAUCAGGAAUGGAGAUUAUGAAUUUGCUACAGAAAGAAGGGAGGCAGCGUGGGACCUGGAAUGGCAAGAAGACUGAUACUGACUUUUACAAAAAGAUAGUGGAUGCAUAUGAAGCGAAAAACCAAGAAUUAAUGGCUGAGAACACUAAUCUAAGAGCAUUACUUCGAUCCAUGCAGACAGAUAUGCGUGAUUUCUUAAAUGCUCCAAACGGGUCAGCUAAUCCUUCAUUGGCUGGCAAUGAGAAACGCGAGGCUGAUCCUUCACAAUCUCCACUGGGUGGAAAGACGGAUGUCUUUGAUCUACCUUUCCGGAUGGCUAGAGGUCAAAUAGAAGAGAGUCUGCGCACUAAGAUGGCUUCCAUAAAGGAACGCAUGGUCCAGUUACAAGAUGCACCUAAAGGAGCAUCUGUUACUUCAGAAGCAACAGAAAGAGAGCUUGAACUUGAAGCUCAGCUUGUCGAGGCAAGAAGCAUAAUCCAAGAACAGGAGUCCAUAAUGUCUAAACAUCUCCCAAAAUCAGGGCAGCAACGGGAAACUAAGGUUCCAUUGAAAGCUGAGGGAGUAUGAAUAUAUCGAAAAACCAUGGAUCCAAGUUGCUAAAAGGGACUCGUCACAACAACAACAAAAACUUAGUCUUAGUAUUGUAUUCACCAUCACCAAACUUCUCCUUGGAAAUCUAGUUAUGUAUAUUAAACUUUUAGCUGUGUAAGGAUCAGAGAUCAUUUCUCUUUUGGGAUAUCAAAAUCUGAUGUAUGAUCGGCUCUAUUGUUUGUGAAGUCAAAAUUGGUAGUUUAUGUGACAUUAUCCAUUAUCAUUAUCUACUAAUAACUAAUAACACAGUAAAUCAG
This is a messenger RNA of Eutrema salsugineum, 1610 nucleotides long. Its product is annotated as afadin- and alpha-actinin-binding protein. The record is from RefSeq and is a predicted model, not a curated record. The transcript has 16 exons. Bases 205 to 1329 code for a protein of 374 amino acids. Lineage: Eukaryota; Viridiplantae; Streptophyta; Magnoliopsida; Brassicales; Brassicaceae.